AUGGAAGACCUCCCAAUGGAUGACACGGGUCCUGCCAAGCCAGACCAGCCCUUUGAAUACUUCACCGGAUUUCCUUCUUUCGAUGCUGCAGCAGACCCCCAGCCGGAGGAAAGUGAGCUGAGCAUGGACGGCUCAGGACCCUCAACACCUACCCACGAGACGGAUCCGUUCGAGGAGAGUGAUGAGACUCGAGUCAUCAAGCCAUACGAUAUUGAAGAGCCCGACGAUGAGUUAGAAACUAGCGUGCCAAGGGUAGAUCUACUACGUCUCCCAGAUCGGUUCGAACGAUGGCAGCGCGAGUUGACGGACUACCUAAAUGGCCUGGAGUACGAACGCGUUGGAUUUGAUAGCAAUGCAAUACCUUUGGUGCGAAAGAGAGGGCAGAAGAGAAAGCCAGCCAACAAUGCUCUCGCUACACAGCAGUGCUACCCGCACUUCGCACAGGGACAUGCAUCGGCCGAGACUCUGCCUGAAGUGCAUGAGAAUUCCCCUAAAAGACGAAGGUUUAGCGAACUGCCAAAGUGGCAUGCCCAAGACAUAGACUCAUUUGGGACUUUCCGGGAAACAAACGCGAAUGAAAGCUCAGGUUCUGAGACAGCAUCAAUCGACCUUGGUGGCGGCAACGACGCUAUGAACAACUCUCCCAUGGGUGAUGGGAUGGAUAUCGACUGA
Penicillium egyptiacum is the source of this 672-nucleotide messenger RNA. Lineage: Eukaryota; Fungi; Ascomycota; Eurotiomycetes; Eurotiales; Aspergillaceae. The record is from the annotation of a GenBank genome assembly.